Botrytis sinoallii is the source of this 2373-nucleotide messenger RNA. RefSeq lists its product as uncharacterized. Lineage: Eukaryota; Fungi; Ascomycota; Leotiomycetes; Helotiales; Sclerotiniaceae. Gene Ontology annotation, biological process: double-strand break repair via nonhomologous end joining. The coding region runs from base 1 to 2373 and encodes 790 amino acids. The record is from RefSeq and is a predicted model, not a curated record. Gene Ontology annotation, molecular function: DNA-directed DNA polymerase activity; DNA binding. The transcript is spliced from 3 exons. Gene Ontology annotation, cellular component: nucleus.
AUGGCAGACAAAGCUAGCUAUUUCACACAGCUCUAUGCUUUGAGUAAUUCGGAUUCAGAUGAAGGAGAGCUCAAUGAAUCGCGAGAAUUUUUGAAAAAAUGCAAUACUCCCAUUUUGGAUCCUCCAUCACAAAGGAAGCGGAGUUUGCUACCUCCCUUACCGAAGGAUCCAAAUCUACUACCACCUCGAAAGCUACAUAAACCGCUCUUAAAAAAUGUUCCAACAUUACAACGAAGUCAUUCGGAGCCAAAGGGGAGUGUAAGUACGGUUAAGGAUACGGCUGAUGGUACGACGGAGAAGCUUUUUGAGUCACCUCGUAGAAGGUCUGGCCUUCGAAGCGAAUCGCGUGCUACGGUUUCUACAGGUAGUUCUUUUGAAAAGGAAACUUCGUCGUCUUUAAGAAGUGCAGAUGGCUCAGUAAAAAGACCAACUAAAGAUCAACGCAGCAUAUCAAAUCCAACAUCAGCUACCUUGGUUCUUACCAAUAGUACAGGAAUCGCAUCAAUGCUUAGCAAAAAGAGAAAAGGAGAUGCCCAGGAAAACGGGGCCAACAAAAAACCCACCAAGAAGAAAGAGAAACCUCUAAAGUUUGUUCCCCCAAAGGAUCGGGUCUUCCAAGGUCUUAAUUUUUUCUUCCUUCCUAACGAUGAUAAAUCUCCAGUCAGGCGUUUUCGCAUCAUUAAAGCAAGAGAGCGCGGCGCAACAUGGGUUAGAGAUAUAAACGAGCCCAUCUCGCAUCUUAUCAUUGAUAACUCCUUGACGCGCAAGGAUGUUGUGACCUACCUUGGAGUUCUUCCGGAUAGAGCCAGUAUGGUAAAUGAGGAAUGGUUAUUAGAUUGCAUUGAACAGAAAUUUCUCUAUGAACCAACUGGGAAGAAAUAUCAGGUCAAAAAUUCAGAUGCAGUCAUCGAAAAGAAGCAGGUGCCGAUAUCAUCAACGUCACAGCAGUCACAUGAAUCUCUCCAAUUGGAACCUCGUAACAGGAAACCUAUAAGUGGGAAUCCAGAUCGUUUGACAGAAGAGAGCUCACAGCACCUUAAUCAAGUAUCUUCUCCCAACCCACAAUACGCAGACUUUGGUAUACUAAAUGAAGCAAUCGAAUUAGCCAUGGCAACCGAAGGUGUACUCGAUCAUGACAAUUCUGACGACGACCUAACAUCAAAUUUCAGUGAAUUUGAUGAUACCAUAGACGAAUCAGAUUCAGAAGAUGGUCGUCGUUCCCCUCUGAAAGCUCCCACCAAAACCCGUCGAACAGCCCCUGCAGGCAAAGGAAGUCUAAGUAACUUCCAAUGUAUGACUGGGGGAACCGCCUCCGACGAACCCAAUCCCAACGAUCACACAAUCCAAAUCUUGUCACGAAUGAAAGACUACUAUGAAAGAAUCGGCGAUCAAUGGCGUACCCGUUCCUACAUGCAAGCAUGCGGCCAACUCAAAAACCAACCCACCCUCAUCCGUACCUUCUCCGAGGCCAUCGUAAUCCCCAAAAUCGGCCAACGCAUCGCCAAAAAAAUCGAAGAAAUAGUCCUCACCGGUCAUCUCCGGCGUCUCGACCACGCAGAAGCAGAACCAGACGAUAAAAUCCUCAAACUCUUCAUGGGUAUCUAUGGAGUAAACUACAAGCUCGCAUCAAAAUGGAUUUCUCAAGGCCAUCGCUCAUUUGCCGAUCUCAAAAACAACAUCAAACUCACACCCAGUCAACAAAUCGGCAUCGAACACUACGAUGAUCUACAGCUCCGGAUUCCCCGCCACGAAAUCGAAGAACUGGGUAACUUCAUCAUCGAAACAUCUAAAACCCUCGAUCCCGAAAUCGAAAUCACAAUCGGCGGUUCCUAUCGUCGCGGCGCAAAAUCAUCCGGCGAUAUCGAUAUCAUCAUUUCCAAACCCCACACUACCAAAACAACACAACUAACACCCUUCCUCUCUUCUCUCGUGAAGUCUCUCACAGAUUCCCACUUUUUAACUGCGGCGCUCGCCGUACCGCAUAAUAACGAAGGCUCAAAAUGGCACGGAUGUUGUGUUCUCCUAUCUCCCUCUUCCUCUUCUCAACCCACCUCUCCCAACCCCUGGCGCCGCAUCGAUUUCCUCAUCGUUCCUGCGUCCGAAAUCGGCGCAGCACUCAUCUAUUUCACCGGUGACGAUAUUUUCAACCGAAGUAUGCGUUUACUCGCUGGGAAAAAAGGGAUGAGAUUAAAUCAGCGGGGCUUGUAUAGAGAUUUCAUGAGAGGCGGGAUGAAGGGAGGAAAGUGGGAGAGUAGGAAGAAAGUCACGGAUGGGACGUUGGUAGAGGGGAGAGAUGAGAGAGCGAUUUUUGAGGCGUUGGGGGUGCCGUGGAGGGAGCCGUGGAGAGAAUUUUGCAUUAGGGGCCUGGUAUGA